This is a messenger RNA of Naegleria gruberi, 714 nucleotides long. RefSeq lists its product as uncharacterized. The coding region runs from base 1 to 714 and encodes 237 amino acids. Gene Ontology annotation, biological process: mitotic G2 DNA damage checkpoint signaling. NCBI's taxonomy places the organism in Eukaryota, Heterolobosea, Eutetramitea, Acrasida, Naegleriidae. Gene Ontology annotation, molecular function: chromatin binding. The transcript has a single exon. The record is from RefSeq and is a predicted model, not a curated record. Gene Ontology annotation, cellular component: nucleus.
AUGCCAGAACACGCCAUCUUCCAAUGUUUUAAUUGCACAGCCUUUAGUAUUAAUCAGGUGACAAAGAAUCGGAAGUGGAAAUGUAAAUUAUGUGGCUCUCAACAAUCGAUCAGAAAAGUAUUUGCCAACUCUAAUCAACCGAAGGAUCUUCGACCAAUUGUUCAAGAAUUAAAUAUGAAGAGAGGUGAAAUUGAACAGGAAGUUUUGGAGGCUAGACAAUUGGAGGAGGAAAAUGAAGAACAAAUUGUGGAGAAAAAACCAAUUUACAAACAGGCAUCGGCUAGUAAAUGGAGUCAAUUCAAGGAGGAAAAGAAAAGAUAUGUUCAUGAUGAUGAUGAGGAUGAGGACGAGGGAUUUGAUGUUGUGACAAGUUUGGAAAAGGAGAAGAAAUCAAGAAAGCCUGCAACUAAAUCGCAAAGUAAAAAGAGGAAAAAAGCUGAGGAUGAUGGAGAUGAAGGAGAAUAUGCUGAAUAUGAUGAAUAUGACAGCUACAAUUCAGGUAAUAGCAGAAAUACCAAGUCCACAAGUAAUAAGAAAAAUAAUAGUGAUUGGGAUUCUUACAAUGAUGAAACAAUUCCUCAAACAAGUGAAGAUAAUGACCACUUCUUUUUUGAGGAAGAGGAUGAACAACCAAAAAAGAAGACUAAACCAACAUUUGCAAAUAAUCCAACCAUUAACAAAUCAUCUAAUUCAAAGUGGUCAAAAUUCGUAUAA